AUCAGGUUACACCUGUUCAGCUCACACUACCUUGGAAACCACUACACUCCAUUUUCCUCAGCUUAAAACACCAUUCCCUCUCAGGGAAAUAAUAUAAUCAAUUCAUGGUUUUUAAAUUGAAUGAGCAACGACCGGAUUUCUUCUUAAUCUUCACAUCUGUGUCAAGAGAAUCUUGCCUUCUUUGGAACCUCAGCCAUGAGUUGGAUGUUCCUCAGAGACCUCUUGAGUGGAGUAAAUACAUACUCCACGGGGAUUGGGCGGAUCUGGCAGGCCGUCCUGUUCAUCUUCCGCUUGCUGAUCUACAUGGUGGCGGCGGAACACGUGUGGAAAGCGGAGCAGAGAGAGUUUGAGUGCAACGUUAGACAGCCCGGCUGUGCAAACGUGUGUUUUGACUACUUCUUCCCCAUCUCCCAGGUCAGACUUUGGGCCUUACAGCUGAUCAUGGUCUCCACGCCGUCACUGCUGGUGGUUCUACACGUAGCCUAUCGCAAAGGCAGGGAGAAAAAGCACAGGAGGAAACUCUGCAUCAGCCCAGGCACCGUGGGUGGGGGCCUGUGGUGCACCUACCUGAUCAGCCUCGUGGUCAAAACGGGCCUUGAAAUUGGCUUCCUGGUUUUAUUCUACAAGCUGUAUGGCGGCUUCCGUGUCCCCCGCCUUUUGAAGUGCGAUCUGAGGCCCUGCCCCAGUACUGUGGACUGCUUCGUCUCCAAACCCACGGAGAAGACCAUCUUCACUCUCUUCCUGGUCGGGACUUCAUGCCUGUGCGUUGUGUUGAAUGUCACUGAACUGAGCUUUUUGGUCCUCAAGUGUUUCAUUAAGUGCUGCCUCCAAAAACACUCUACAAGACUGCAGUCCUCCGCGUGUGAGCGCCACGAGCUCAGGCAUGUCGCAGGCGCUGGGACAGGGGCCCCGGCCCUGCUCCAGAGACACUCCCCGGACUCGGCCACCAGCACAGCCCAGGGAGGAGAAACCACGCUCCUCUGUGGACACACGACACGUGACCAAGGCAAAGCCUGCGUCUCCCUCAUGCAAGACCUAGGCUUCCUUGGAAAACAAAGUGUGUCCACUCGAAUGUCAUUUGGGAGGAAUUCUUAAAGAGUUUCAUGCUCAGUUGUAUAUACUAGACAGAGGUCUCAUUGUUUGGUUGUAGGGUUCAUGAGGCCACGUGAGUUGUGUUUGAAUAGUUAACUGCAAAUUAGUGUGAAGAAAUCCAGCAACAUUCUUCUCAGCGCUUAGAUCUAUCAACUAGAAACAAAAGUGACACUUCUGCCCAAAGUGACGGCCUCCAAGAACCGCGGAGGCCCCGGGCACUCAGCCUUGCCCAGUCUCUGCAGAAAGGCUGUGAUAAGCGGGCAGCAGCAGAUGAGCCAGGAGCCCACAGGAGCACAUUCGGUGAGAAGGCUCAGCCCGAGCGAACCGCCACAGGGUCCAGGACACUUUGGAGUGUAGGCAUCUCUGGACAGAAGUGGACUCGGGGAAAGGGGAGGAGAAGGCGAUGGCACCCACUCCAGUACUCUUGCCUGGAGAAUCCCAUGGACGGAGGAGCCUGGCCGGCUGCAGCCCAUGGGGUUGCUAAAAGUCGGACACGACUGAGUGACUUCACUUUCACUUUUCACUUUCAUGCAUUGGAGAAGGAAAUGGCAACCCACUCGUGUUCCUGCCUGGAGACUCCCAGGGACGGGGGAGCCUGGAGGGCUGCCGUCUGUGGGGUCGCACAGAGUCGGACACGGCUGAAGCGACUU
Molecule: messenger RNA, 1742 nt
Organism: Dama dama (fallow deer)
Lineage: Eukaryota; Metazoa; Chordata; Mammalia; Artiodactyla; Cervidae
Gene: GJB7
Product: gap junction protein beta 7
Exons: 2
Coding region: 196-1095 (299 amino acids)
Biological process (GO): cell communication
Cellular component (GO): connexin complex
Source: RefSeq, a predicted model, not a curated record